Molecule: messenger RNA, 703 nt
Organism: Vigna radiata var. radiata (mung bean)
Lineage: Eukaryota; Viridiplantae; Streptophyta; Magnoliopsida; Fabales; Fabaceae
Product: UPF0098 protein CPn_0877/CP_0992/CPj0877/CpB0906-like
Exons: 1
Coding region: 88-594 (168 amino acids)
Source: RefSeq, a predicted model, not a curated record
ACUUACUUAACAGAGACUAUAUAUUCACCACUACACAAACACUUCACACAUCAAAACCCUAGCAAGAGUUUAACUCCGUAUCCAUCCAUGGCCAGCACCGAAUUCACGUUGGUUUCACCAGCAAUUGACAAUGAAGGGAAGGGAAAACUACCCAGAUACUGCACGCAAGAAGGUCUUGGCUCAAAGUGGGACAUUUCUCCUCCACUGGAGUGGUACAAUUUGCCUCCCGAAACCAAGAGCAUGGCACUUGUGGUGCAGGACAUUGAUGCGGUGGAUCCGACGGGUAACCCGGUGGCUCUCACCCACUGGGUGGUGGUGAACAUUCCGGUGAGUGUGAAAGGACUUCCUGAAGGGUUCUCUGGGAAGAAGGAGGAAGUGGGUGGAGAGUAUGAGAAGAUUGAAGAAGGGGUUAAUGAUUGGAAGGUACGUGUUUGGCGAGGUCCCAAACUUCCUAACUAUGAGGAUAGGUUUGAGUUCAGACUCUAUGCCCUCGAUGAUUUCAUGGUCUUCGAUAAUCAGGUAACGAAGACGAAGCUCUUGGAUGCAAUAGCUGGGCAUGUCUUGGAAGAAGCAAUUUUUACUGCUACUUUCUAACCGAUCUGAAUUUGGUGAUAUAAAAAUUCAUCAAAGCAAUGGUCAUAUGUACGUUGAUGCAGCAUUUAUAUAUAAAUAAAUAAAUUAGCUAAACGCGUUUUAUUUUUUA